AUGCCAGCCGGAGAAUUCCGCCACCCCUCAUCUCCCCCGCCGGCUCCCGGGUCGGAGGAUGAGGAGGAGUGGGUGUGGGCCCGGAUCAAAGCCGAGGCUCGCGACGAUGCCGAGGCCGAGCCUGCCCUGGCCAGCUACCUCUACUCAACAAUCCUCUCUCAUUCCUCUCUCGAGCGCUCACUCUCCUUCCACCUGGGAAACAAGCUCUGCUGCUCGACCUUGCUGUCAACGCUUCUCUAUGACCUCUUCCUCAACAUAUUCUCCACAGACGCCGGACUCCGCUCCGCCACCGUCGCCGACCUGCGCGCCGCCCGCUUUCGCGACCCGGCCUGCGUCUCAUUUGCUCACUGCCUUCUGAAUUACAAAGGAUUCCUAGCUUGUCAGGCUCACCGGGUGGCCCACAAGCUGUGGAGCCAAUCCCGAAAGCCUCUAGCACUGGCCCUUCAGUCCCGAAUCUCGGACGUGUUUGCAGUGGACAUCCACCCAGCAGCUCGGAUCGGGAAGGGAAUCCUCUUCGACCACGCCACAGGCGUUGUUGUGGGAGAGACGGCCGUCAUAGGGAACAAUGUCUCCAUCCUCCACCACGUCACCCUUGGCGGCACCGGCAAGCUCGGCGGGGACCGUCACCCCAAAAUCGGCGAUGGUGUGCUCAUUGGUGCCGGAGCAACUAUCCUCGGCAAUGUUAAAAUCGGUGAGGGGGCCAAGAUUGGGGCGGGCUCUGUUGUCCUCAUAGAUGUGCCGCCGAGGACGACAGCUGUCGGGAACCCGGCUCGACUGGUUGGAGGCAGGCAGCAGCCGACUAAGCACGAGGAGACUCCGGGGGAGUCGAUGGAUCAUACGUCAUUUAUAUCCGACUGGUCGGAUUAUAUAAUAUGA
Molecule: messenger RNA, 876 nt
Organism: Striga hermonthica
Lineage: Eukaryota; Viridiplantae; Streptophyta; Magnoliopsida; Lamiales; Orobanchaceae
Source: the annotation of a GenBank genome assembly